Salvelinus sp. IW2-2015 is the source of this 828-nucleotide messenger RNA. The record is from RefSeq and is a predicted model, not a curated record. Lineage: Eukaryota; Metazoa; Chordata; Actinopteri; Salmoniformes; Salmonidae.
GGUUCGUCACCAACUAGAACAAAGAAUGUCCUAAGAUUCCUUGACUGGAACACGGAAGUAGAAUUGGAAACGAGUUUAUUAUUAUUUUUUGCGUCGCUUGUGUUGAGUAAAGAAAGACAUACCGACUAAACUAAAUAGGCUACCCAGCUCUCAUUUUACUGAAAAUGUCUAAACUACAGUUGUUGCGUGUAUUUUUAAAUGAGCGUUUAACGGCGGCUGCUGUGGAUAUUUUUGGGGAGGUUGAGAAAACGGUAGUAGAGUACCAGGAGGAGAAUGAUCGGCUACUGAGAAUGCUGCGGAUCACACCAGAGAUACAACUAUGUAGAAUAGAAUCCCUGCCACUCUCUGUCUCUGAAGAGGAGGUUCCCCCUGAGCAGCAGGAGUGGAGCCCCAGUCUUGGGCAGAAGGACCCAGAGUCCAAACUGAUUAAAGAGGAACAGGAGGAAGUCAGGACCAGUCAGGAGGAAGAGCAGCUUCAAGGGGUGGAGCCUGAUGUCAUAGAGUUCAUAUUUACUCCUUCCUGUGUGAAAAGUGAAUGUGAUCUGGAGGACCCACGUCAAGAAGCCGUACUAGCUGAAUACCCAACUCUCAGUCCACUGAAAACAUCUAAACUACAGUCGUUUCGAGAGUUUUUAAAUGAGCGUUUAACGGCGUUUGCUGCUGUGGAGAUUUCUGGGGCAUUUGUGAAAAUGGUAGCAGAGUACCAGGAGGAGAAUGAUCGGCUACGGAGACUACUGCGGAUCACACCGGAGAUUAAACUAUGUAGAAUAGGUUUGUAUGUAGAUCUACUGAUAGUUAGCUAUAGUUCUACUCAAUGAAAAUGUUUUU